Eubalaena glacialis (North Atlantic right whale) is the source of this 1531-nucleotide messenger RNA. RefSeq names its product calcium/calmodulin dependent protein kinase II alpha (gene CAMK2A). Gene Ontology annotation, cellular component: neuron projection; cytoplasm. The transcript has 19 exons. NCBI's taxonomy places the organism in Eukaryota, Metazoa, Chordata, Mammalia, Artiodactyla, Balaenidae. Gene Ontology annotation, molecular function: calmodulin binding; ATP binding; calcium/calmodulin-dependent protein kinase activity. Bases 1 to 1470 code for a protein of 489 amino acids. The record is from RefSeq and is a predicted model, not a curated record. Gene Ontology annotation, biological process: protein phosphorylation.
AUGGCCACCAUCACCUGCACCCGCUUCACGGAAGAGUACCAGCUCUUCGAGGAACUGGGCAAGGGAGCCUUCUCAGUGGUGCGCAGGUGUGUGAAGGUGCUGGCUGGCCAGGAAUAUGCUGCCAAGAUCAUCAACACUAAGAAGCUCUCGGCCAGAGACCACCAGAAGCUGGAGCGCGAAGCCCGCAUCUGCCGCCUGCUGAAGCACCCCAACAUUGUCCGGCUCCAUGACAGCAUCUCCGAGGAGGGACACCAUUACCUGAUCUUCGACCUCGUCACCGGCGGGGAGCUGUUUGAAGACAUCGUGGCCCGGGAGUAUUACAGUGAGGCAGAUGCCAGUCACUGUAUCCAGCAGAUCCUGGAGGCCGUGCUGCACUGCCACCAGAUGGGGGUGGUACACCGGGACUUGAAGCCGGAGAAUCUGUUGCUGGCCUCCAAGCUCAAGGGUGCCGCGGUGAAGCUGGCGGACUUUGGCCUGGCCAUAGAGGUGGAGGGGGAACAGCAGGCAUGGUUUGGGUUCGCAGGGACACCCGGAUACCUCUCCCCAGAAGUGCUGCGGAAGGACCCGUAUGGGAAGCCUGUGGACCUGUGGGCCUGUGGGGUCAUCCUGUACAUCCUGCUGGUUGGGUAUCCCCCGUUCUGGGAUGAGGACCAGCACCGCCUGUACCAGCAGAUCAAAGCCGGCGCCUAUGAUUUCCCGUCACCAGAAUGGGACACCGUCACCCCGGAAGCCAAGGAUCUGAUCAAUAAGAUGCUGACCAUCAACCCAUCCAAACGCAUCACGGCCGCUGAGGCCCUCAAGCACCCCUGGAUCUCGCACCGGUCCACCGUGGCCUCCUGCAUGCACAGACAGGAGACCGUGGACUGCCUGAAGAAGUUCAACGCCAGGAGAAAACUGAAGGGAGCCAUCCUCACCACUAUGCUGGCCACCAGGAACUUCUCUGGCGGGAAGAGUGGAGGAAACAAGAAGAAUGAUGGUGUGAAGAAAAGAAAGUCCAGUUCCAGCGUUCAGUUAAUGGAAUCUUCAGAGAGCACCAACACCACCAUUGAGGAUGAAGACACCAAAGUGCGGAAACAAGAAAUUAUAAAAGUGACAGAACAGCUGAUUGAAGCCAUAAGCAAUGGAGAUUUUGAGUCCUACACGAAGAUGUGUGACCCCGGGAUGACAGCCUUCGAACCCGAGGCCCUAGGGAACCUGGUCGAGGGCCUGGACUUCCAUCGAUUCUAUUUUGAAAACCUGUGGUCCCGGAACAGCAAGCCUGUGCACACCACCAUCCUGAAUCCCCACAUUCACCUGAUGGGUGACGAGGCGGCCUGCAUCGCCUACAUCCGCAUCACGCAGUACCUGGAUGCGGGCGGCAUCCCCCGCACGGCCCAGUCGGAAGAGACCCGCGUCUGGCACCGCCGGGAUGGCAAAUGGCAGAUUGUCCACUUCCACAGAUCUGGGGCGCCCUCCGUCCUGCCCCACUGAAGGACCAGGCUGGGGGCACUGUACCGCAGAGAUCCACCGUUCGUCCGUGGAAUGUGGCUGC